AUGUUAACCUAUACCACUGAAGUUUCUGGAGAACGUGAAGAAACAUCUUUAAAGUGGGCCAAAUUACUUUCCGUGCAUGAUUCAUUCAUGCAUGAACUUUCUCAGGAAGUAAUUACUAUCGGAUCAUCUGAAGAAUGUCUGAUUGUUAUAAAACAUGAAGAAGUUUCAAAUCCACAUUGCCUUUUGAUAAAAGAUCCAGACGAUGUCAUAUGGUUGUACGAUUGUAGCAAGACUGGGACACGUUGUAAUGAUGGCAAGUGGCUACAGCAAGAUUGUGUCACGCUUCACACUGGUGAUUAUUUCUACCUUUUAUGGGAUGAAGUAGAUGUGACUAAGCGAGUUGGAUUUUGCGUUCUUUUUGUUGAUGAUUUUAAACUUUUGGCUUCCUCUGGUGAGUCUGAUAAGAACAAAACUACGGAACUACCGUUACAAUCAUCAUCAUCACAGUUAAUGAAGCCAUCAACAUCAAAUGAUGAUACUGAUUUAGAAAAUUGCUUAACAUGUGUUAUUUGUGGAGAUAUCUAUUUUGAGUGUUGUAGUGUUCAACCAUGUUUACACAGUUUCUGCACACUCUGUUGGUUGAGAUGGAAAAGACAUGAAUGUCCAAUGUGUCGUAAAUCAGUGUCAGCUUAUGCUAAAAAUCACCAAUUAAAUAAUUUAGUUGAUGUAUUCCUUCGUAAACAUCCAGAGAAGUUAAAAUCUGAAUCCGAACAAAAUGAUAUAAAACAAGAAAUUGCGAGAUUAACACGCCUUCCAAAUCACACUCGUAGAUACAAUAGUCGAACUAGAAGAAAUAGAGAGAGAAUUACUCUUACUGGUGGUGACUAUGGUUUACUGAGUAGUUCUUCUGGCAUUUUUCCUGUUGUUCCGACUAUCACUACCACCGCAACAACUCGCAGUGUUUCUACUGGUCCGAUAAUUAUGCCCACUUUACCUAUGAGUGCUGGUUGUGUUAUAUGUUCAUGGUUACCACCAUCGUAUGACCGUCGUGGCAAUAGUGUGACAAGUAUUAGUGGCAUUACUCUGGGUGACCGUGGUCCAAGAAUUGAAGAAUGUUCAGCGCAUUGUUAUUGUACAUGUUGUAAUAGACCAAUGCCGAGUCGAACAACAACAACAACAAUUCCACAACUACAUAGUAUAAAUCGAACAGAAUGUGAAGUGUGCCGGCGUACAUUUUGUUCUUUAAUCAAUCCAUAUGGAUGUUCAACAUGUGAUGGUUAUUGUUUAUCUCGUGUACAAGAUUUGACUAGAUACAAUUCAAUACCUCGUAAUUUAUUAUUGAAUAAUCGUAUAGAGACAAGAAUUCUUGAUGAUUAUCUUACAUCUCAGGGUAUAUCAAUACCAACAUUUAUCAAUCAUUGUUUAACAUUUUAUAUUAAUACAACAUCAAUUUAUUCAUUAUGUUUAUUAGAUAGAAAUUCAUUAAUUUGUAAAAAUUGUAGUGAACGUUUACUUAGUCAAUUAGCUUAUCAAUAUCGUUUAUCUAUAUGUCCAAAUGAAUUACCAACUAAUGUAAUUAUUAAACCAAAUUGUUAUUAUGGACAAUAUUGUCGUUAUCAAAGUUAUAAUUAUAAUCAUGCUAGACGUUUUAAUCAUAUUUGUGAAAGAUCAAUUUAA
Schistosoma spindalis is the source of this 1617-nucleotide messenger RNA. Lineage: Eukaryota; Metazoa; Platyhelminthes; Trematoda; Strigeidida; Schistosomatidae. The record is from the annotation of a GenBank genome assembly.